Anopheles marshallii is the source of this 3576-nucleotide messenger RNA. Its product is annotated as eukaryotic translation initiation factor 2-alpha kinase-like. Gene Ontology annotation, molecular function: protein kinase activity; protein binding; ATP binding. Gene Ontology annotation, biological process: protein phosphorylation. The record is from RefSeq and is a predicted model, not a curated record. The transcript is spliced from 3 exons. NCBI's taxonomy places the organism in Eukaryota, Metazoa, Arthropoda, Insecta, Diptera, Culicidae. The coding region runs from base 1 to 3576 and encodes 1191 amino acids.
AUGCCUACGUGCUCUGUUUUGAUUCGCUGUGCACUGUGCGUCGGAACGGUGCUACUGGCCACGGUUGUGACGGUGGCACUGGGCAGCAAUGGCCAACAGCAAUUACCGAAACUGCCGGAAGACGCGUCGGCCCCCGUCGAGCAGCUCCCAUUCUGUGCCGAAGAUGUGCCCCAACAGCGUGACCUUAACGAUGGAUUGGUUUUCGUCACAACGUUGGACGGUAAAUUGUCUGCCCUGGACAUGCUGAACGGGGGUGUAGAACGUUGGAGUAUCCAAACUGGCCCAGGACCGCUACUUUCCUCGAGUAUUCACCGUCUAGAACUGACGAACAAUGGAAAAUGGGUUCGCAUGAUACCGUCGCUCGGUGGAAGUUUGUACAAGUUUGAUGGCGAUUCUAUCGAACCUAUUCCAUUCAGUGCAGAAGAUUUGCUCAAAUCUUCAUUCAAAUUUUCUGACGAUCUGGUUAUAUCUGGCGGCAAGGAAUCGCGUUCGUAUGGCGUGUCUAUGCAAUCCGGUCAACUGAUUUAUAUUUGUACGAUGCAAGGGUGCAAAAAUGCGACAGAAUUAGCGAUGGAAUCGACUGGAGAUGGCAAGUACGGGCCGCCCGAAGAUGAUCGACCGUCCGCUGGAGCUGGUACACUAGAUCCAAUGCAGGAAGAUGUACUCGUUAUUCGACGACAGACACAAACGGUCAGAGCGGUCGAAUCACGCACCGGUAGUGAACGUUGGAAUUUUAGCAUUGGCCAUCAUGAGCUGGAAAGGAUGAGCAACGAAGACUGCCGUGGAGGCAAGGAACGCCGGGAAGUGAAUCCAGUAAUACUUGAUCUCGAACUUCGGGUGAUCAUUCCGGAGGGAGUGAUCUGCGCCGUACGUAAAAGCGCACCGGGUGAGAUUGUUUGGCGCCACAAGUUUGAUGUGCCGAUUGUAAGCGCAUGGCGAACGUCGGAUAAGAAUGACGAUCAGUUGGUCGGUGUUGAUCUAUUCGAUCGUACGGACUGGUUGUGGAAUGGCAACGUGGAUGAUGAUGAAACCGAUCGACCUCCGUUGAUAAAUCCGUCUUUGUACAUCGGUAUGCAUGAGAAACAACUUUACAUACAGGAAUCGCCGACGAUGCUGAACGAGCGGGAAGAAAAAUUGCAUGACAUUGCAUUACUAACCGACGAAAGUAAACUUCCGGCAAUUCCGUGGAAACCGUUACCAGCAAGCCCUUCUGUUGCGGGUUUGCUUACAGAUGGGGACAGUUCUGGUCAAGUUGUGAAGGACGAAGACGACACUGGCGAAUCAACUGCAAUUGCACGUUCGGUACUAUACGCAUCGAACUAUAUCAAUGGAAAUGGAUUCUUUUUAGUGUAUGAUUCCGAUCGUGGCGAACAGUGCGGUCAGACUGAGGACGUGUCGAACAGUACUGAUAGUACAAAUUACAGCCAAGAUGAGCAUUCGGUAAUGGAUGCUGGAGACGAUUUGAACACAAUGUUCGAUGCACCUGUCAAGGUAAUCAUCGUGUCGAUGUGGUUCUGGUGGAAGGAAAUACUUAUCAUUUCCAUCACGACCGCAUUAAUAUUGAAUAUGAUGCUGAAGUUACGGGCGGAAAAACCACCGGUUAUGGUAGUGGUCGAACGUAAGGUAACAGUUCCAAUCCCGACUGCAGUGGAAGCAGUGGAAGAGUUCCCGCCAGCGAUACGAAUGGGUACGGUGCGCAGUUACUCGGAGUCUAGCUCAUCGAAUGGCCCACCGGCAAUAGUGGAAAAUUACAUUUCACGCUUUCGAGAUGAUUUUGAUCUGGUGCAGUGCCUUGGAAAAGGCGGCUUCGGUGUCGUGUUCGAGGUUCGCAACAAAUUAGACGAUUGCCGAUACGCUAUCAAGCGUGUGGUGCUACCGAACAAGCAGGAGUCAAAAGAUCGUGUAAUGCGUGAAGUGAAAACGUUGGCCCACUGCGAACAUCAGAACAUUGUUCGAUAUUUCCAUGCUUGGGUUGAAACACCUCCACCGGGAUGGCAAGAGCGGCACGAUCGUGAAUGGAUCGAAAGGAACUGCCUUUCGACGUCGAUCGACAUUGAAACACCGACCGAUACAUGUCCUCCGUUGUCUGGUGGAAUGACUGCAGCUACGGCAUCUUCGUUUGAGGUAGGAAUGAAAAAUUCUAGGCUUCAAACAUCGUCUGUGCAAUCGAACCUGUGGAUGCCACGGUUCCCAGAGCCAAACUUUUCCUUCUCCAAAGGAAUGGGUGAUGGACCUACGGUGAAGCGGUAUGAACAGAGCGACAGUUGUUCUUUUAUUGAGUUUCGCGCCGAGGGCGAUCAGGACAAACAACGGACACAUGAUGAUGGCGACGAUACAUCCAGCUCCGAUUCCGACGACUUAGAUGAAACGUCGGGAAUGGAAGGCAACGGAAAGCAGAGAUGGAACGAAGAAGCGGAUGUCGAUGAUUCAUUGGAUAUUGUUUUCAAAGAACCGUCCCACAGCGAAGGCAUUACCUCUAAUGGUUUAGUAUCCCAGCAUGCUGUAUCGAUUGAUGUUUCGUUCUCGCCUGAAGCUCCAUCUCAACCAGUGAUGCUACAUGGUGCCAGCAAUGGCACAAUGGAGCAGCCGGAAAAGCAGAACCCAUUCCGUAAAACACACCGUAGACCACUGUCUCUUGAUCUCACCAGUAGGGGAAAUGUGCGCUGUUUCCCCGAUGAUCCGAUUGCACGAAGCACGGUAGACCAUAGCACACUUCCUUCAUCCACUGAACAAUCGAAAGCCAAUUCUGCGAAGAGCAAUAAAAUUUAUCUCUACAUUCAAAUGCAGCUGUGCCACAAGCAAUCGCUGAAGGAGUGGCUCUGUAUGAACGGGUUCCCAUCGCGGCGAGAUAAAAUUGUGCCAAUUUUUGAACAGAUCGUUGCCGGUGUUGAGUAUGUUCAUCUGAAGGGAUUGAUCCAUCGUGAUCUCAAACCGAGCAACAUAUUCUUUUCGCUAGAUGGCAGGAUUAAGAUUGGUGAUUUUGGACUCGUGACAGAUUCGAGUGAUCUGCAGUACGAUAGCGAGAACAAUAUGCCAACCAUGGUGCCCAAUCGGCACACGCGGCAGGUUGGCACGCAGUUGUAUAUGUCGCCGGAACAGCUAAAGGGUUUGCCGUACGACUACAAAGUGGACAUCUUUUCGCUCGGGUUGAUCCUGUUCGAGUUGCUCGUUAGCUUUGGCACAGAAAUGGAACGUAUCUGCACGCUAAAAAACGUGCGUAAAAGCAAAUUUCCGGAUAAUUUUGAAGAAGAGCACCAGCGUGAGUUUAAACUACUAACGUUGAUGUUGUCUGAAACACCCAAUAAACGACCAACGACGUUUGGUAUCAAGGCUCAUCCACCGUUCAAGCGAAUCCCUUCUAACAAAUCCACCAAUGCACUGGGCGUUGUGGAUGAGACGUUGGUCGUUGAUAGCAAUCCCGGCUCUACGAAUGGAUCGUUUGAAUCGGACGAUGGUGAAGAAUGGCACUUUGAGUUGCCACCGCGCAGAAAAGACAGCCGUACUUACAGUACGUCCGGGUCCGGAUCAGGCAAUGGAUCCGCAGGCGUACCAGGCCCCAAUCAAUUGUGCUUUUGA